Molecule: messenger RNA, 1308 nt
Organism: Drosophila persimilis
Lineage: Eukaryota; Metazoa; Arthropoda; Insecta; Diptera; Drosophilidae
Product: 23 kDa integral membrane protein
Exons: 5
Coding region: 95-781 (228 amino acids)
Cellular component (GO): membrane
Source: RefSeq, a predicted model, not a curated record
GCAUUGUCGAAUUUCCCGUUGAACGUGUCGGUUACGCGCUGGUUCGAACGAAAUUUUUUAAAACAAAAGGUGAUUCAGAAAAACUCCCAUCAAAAUGGACUGUGGAACAUCUCUGGCCAAAUACAUACUCUUCAUAUUCAAUACCAUUGUGUCGGUCAUCGGCAUUCUGAGUAUUGUGUAUGGCGUGCUGAUCCUUAAGAGCAUUGGCACCAUUGAGGUGAAUGGACAGGUGGGCUUUCCCCCGCAGGCCCUCAUGCCGAUCAUCUUGAUCGGCAUCGGGUCGAUUGUCGUGUUCAUCUCGUUCCUGGGCUGCUGUGGAGCGAUACGCGAGUCGGUGUGCAUGACCAUGAGCUAUGCCGUCUUCCUGUUGAUCCUGCUGAUCGUGCAGCUGACCAUUGUGGUGCUGCUGUACACCAACAAGGACAAGUUCGAGGAAGCCAUGGGCAGGGUAGUCGACCAGGCCUGGGAGUCGCGUGAGGCCCGUGAGGGAGGUGUCUUUGAUGCUAUUCAGAAAUCGUUGAAAUGCUGCGGUCGUGCUUCGUCGGCCGAUUAUUUGAUCAAUCUGCAAGCACUGCCCGAUAGCUGCUGCGACGGAAGCUGCCUGAACCCGGCUAACAUCUAUGGAGGAUGCCGUGGCAAGUUCGUGGACUUUAUGUCUGUCAGCACUGACAACGCCAAGUAUGUGGCCAUCGGCCUGAUUGGAGUUGAGCUGGUUGGCUUCAUCUUCGCCUGCUGCUUGGCCAACAACGUGCGCAACUACAAGCGUCGGAAUGCAUACUAAGGCAAUGUGCAGCUCAGACGCAUCCGCAUCCGCACAACAUCCACAAAACACACACAAAAACACUCACACACAUUCUCAUUAACUCUUUAUCGUCGUUGAACGCACACCUACACACACACAGAACUCGAAAAAAUUAAGCCAAGGAGGAGAGAGAACACAUUGGAGUAAACCAUUUGGUUAAAAAUAAUUAAAUUAUUUGUCAAAAAAUGAAGGAGUAGACAAGAAAAUUGCUUAGUCUAAGGCGAUAUGAAACGCUUACAUUUUGUAUAUCCUAUGUAUUAUUGAAAUAAUUCGUAUAUUUGCGUACUGAAUGAGCUAGCGAUACAAUUCCCAAAGCCUUUGUACAAUCCACUCGAACUUGUUGAGCCGAAAUCCGAGCGAGAACAACCCUAAUGGAGCUGGUGGUAGAGCCACGCUGAAACGUAACCAUAACCAUUUUAUUGUUUUUUUAACUGUUGAAAAACCCCCGCUCCAAAUGAAAUAUACCUUUAUAUAAAGUUAUUAAAUAUACAAUACAUACAUACAUA